AUGAUUAUAUGUGAGAUAGGAAAUGGAGCUUCUGCUAGUUUUUGGAAUGAUAACUGGACUUCUUUAGGUCCUCUGAUCGAUAUAACGGGACCUAGAGGACCAGAGGUCACGGGUCUACACGGUGACGCAGUGGUUGCGGAAGCAUUAAGAGAGGAUAAUUGGUGGGUUAAUAGAAGCCGUAGCAGGAACAUGCUUAUUUCUCUGGUUCGAGACUGCCUACCAGAAGCAUGCCCUAUCAUCUCUUCUGAAGCGGAUGAUAGCUACUUAUGGAAGCCAGGUAAAAGAGCUGCUUCCUGCUCUUUCUCUACUAUGGAUACUUGGGCAGCUCUGCAUCCUCAGGGGGAGUCAGUGUUCUUGCACCGGCAAGUUUGGUUACAUGGGAGGAUACCGAAACACGCCUUUAUUACUUGGGUUACUGCUAGAAACAGACUGGGAAUGAGAGAUAGAUUGCGGAGUUGGGAACUUCAGGUGCCGUCAAAUUGCAUUCUAUGCAACUUGGCAGAUGAGACGAGGCAACACCUCUUCUUUGAGUGUAGUUACAACGCUGAAGUGUGGAAUUUUUUCUGCUCGAGAUUGAAUAUUCACCCUCCUGUCCUGUUUGAAGAUGGUUUGAGAUGGCUCAGGAACCCGUCUCCUGAUGAGUUUGUGAAGCUGAUAACAAAGCUCAUAUACCAAGCAGCAAUUUGUAGUAUUUGGAAGGAGAAGAAUAAUCGAAUUCAUAAUCAGAGAUUUGGCCCGACUCAGAUAGUGAUUCUUGAGAUGAAGCAAGUUAUUCAAGCUCGAUUGGAUCCUUUAUCAAGAGCCAGCAACUCUAGAAGGACUGAUACUACGCUGCUUGGUACUUGGUUUACUUUUUUCUAG
Brassica oleracea var. oleracea is the source of this 861-nucleotide messenger RNA. RefSeq lists its product as uncharacterized. Lineage: Eukaryota; Viridiplantae; Streptophyta; Magnoliopsida; Brassicales; Brassicaceae. The record is from RefSeq and is a predicted model, not a curated record. The coding region runs from base 1 to 861 and encodes 286 amino acids. The transcript has a single exon.